Brassica oleracea var. oleracea is the source of this 1376-nucleotide messenger RNA. RefSeq names its product acetylglutamate kinase, chloroplastic. Gene Ontology annotation, molecular function: acetylglutamate kinase activity; ATP binding; arginine binding. The transcript has a single exon. Gene Ontology annotation, cellular component: chloroplast thylakoid; cytoplasm. Gene Ontology annotation, biological process: L-arginine biosynthetic process. NCBI's taxonomy places the organism in Eukaryota, Viridiplantae, Streptophyta, Magnoliopsida, Brassicales, Brassicaceae. The record is from RefSeq and is a predicted model, not a curated record. The coding region runs from base 122 to 1159 and encodes 345 amino acids.
CACGUGGCUUAUAUUCAUUGGCUCAUUAACUGUUUGUCAUAAAUCAUUUUAAGAAAAACUCGGACACUCUCUCGCUUCGCUUCAGGAUUUUCGCCGCCGCCUCCUCCGGUAAGAUUCAGAUAUGGCCACCGUCACAACCAAUGCGCCGCCUAAAUCCUUCUCCUUCUCUGUUUCCAAUCCUCUGAAACACCUAAUCACCAACUCUCCAUCUCUCUGCUUUCCACAUCGCAAGAAGCACCAGCGUCUAUGCCUAUCCAUAAACGCCGCCGUAUCGUCACCGCCUUCAACCGACACCCGAAACGCACCUUCACCGGAUUACAGAGUCGAGAUCCUCUCCGAAUCCUUACCCUUCAUCCAAAAAUUCCGAGGGAAGACCAUCGUCGUCAAAUACGGCGGCGCGGCCAUGACGUCUCCGGAGCUCAAAGCCUCCGUCGUCAGCGACCUCGUCCUCCUCGCGUGCGUCGGUCUCCGUCCGAUCCUCGUCCACGGCGGAGGUCCCGAUAUCAACCAUUACCUGAAACAACUCAACAUCCCAGCUGAGUUCCGCGACGGUCUUCGCGUGACGGACGCCACGACGAUGGAGAUCGUCUCCAUGGUUCUCGUCGGAAAAGUCAACAAGAAUCUCGUUUCGCUGAUCAACGCGGCCGGAGCUACUGCAGUGGGGUUGUCGGGGCACGACGGUCGUCUUCUAACCGCACGACCGGUUCCUAACUCAGCUCAGUUAGGUUUUGUCGGAGAAGUUGCAAGGGUUGAUCCAAACGUGUUGCGUCCCCUCGUUGACUACGGUUACAUUCCGGUGAUUGCGUCUGUUGCGGCGGAUGAAGCUGGUCAAGCUUAUAACAUCAAUGCAGAUACGGUGGCGGGGGAGCUCGCGGCGGCGCUGGGAGCUGAGAAGCUGAUUCUGCUGACUGACGUGGCGGGGAUCUUGGAGGAUAAAGAUGAUCCGAGUAGCUUGGUGAAGGAGAUUGAUAUAAAGGGAGUGAAGAAGAUGAUUGGAGAUGGGAAAGUUGCUGGUGGGAUGAUUCCGAAGGUUAAGUGUUGCAUAAGGUCUCUUGCGCAAGGAGUGAAGACGGCUAGUAUUAUUGAUGGGAGGAGACAACAUUCUCUGCUUCAUGAGAUUAUGUCUGAUGAAGGUGCUGGAACUAUGAUUACUGGAUGAAGUUUUGAUGUAAUAUAUGAUCUCGAUCAUCAAAAUCAAGUUCAUCUUUUUGUAUUUGGUAAUGUCAAUGCUUGUGUGGUUAGUUGAGUUAAUCUUUUUCUCUCUUUGGAGACAAUAAGGAUAGUUGAGUUAAUCUUCUUCUUUCUCUUUUGCUUGGCUUUGUUACUGUUUCUACAUUCUGUCAAACUGUCUGAUUCAGUCUAAGAGUUUUGCCAUA